Exophiala oligosperma is the source of this 3420-nucleotide messenger RNA. RefSeq lists its product as uncharacterized. The transcript has 6 exons. The record is from RefSeq and is a predicted model, not a curated record. Gene Ontology annotation, cellular component: nucleus. Gene Ontology annotation, biological process: DNA-templated transcription; regulation of DNA-templated transcription. The coding region runs from base 1 to 1803 and encodes 600 amino acids. NCBI's taxonomy places the organism in Eukaryota, Fungi, Ascomycota, Eurotiomycetes, Chaetothyriales, Herpotrichiellaceae. Gene Ontology annotation, molecular function: transcription cis-regulatory region binding; zinc ion binding; DNA-binding transcription factor activity, RNA polymerase II-specific.
AUGUCCCAUUUGACCCCUCCUAGUGAGGCUGAUAGUCCUGGCGUCCGCGGCCCAAAAGCUUGUGUGACUUGCGCUCGCGCCAAGGUCAAGUGUAUCUUUGACGCAGAAGCAAUCAUCUGCACGAGAUGUCGACGUCUCAGGAAACCAUGUGCCGUACAAGAGCCCGGUUCUCAUCGGCGAAAAACAAAGGCUCCCUCCCAUGUAGCGAGGAUCGAACGUAAGCUGGAUGGAGUCGCCGCCAUUCUUGCCACUUCCAGUCAAGUUGGUGGCUCGCAACUGCGAGGUCAAGGUCUCCUGUUUGGGUCCGUCGGUCCAUCGCCUCUGGACCACGUCAAGCAGGUCCUGCGAAGCGAGGACGAAGAGUUUUUCAUACUCAAGGCAUACUGGACGCACAUGGCGCAGUAUUUCCCCUUUGUGGUCAUUCCGCCAGACAUGACACUGGAAGAGCUCAAGACGAAGCCUUUCCUCUUCAUGACCGUCAUGACAAUAGGUUGUCGACAUCAUAUCGAGCGUCAAACGUCGCUGGCGAAGAGAGUCCGGGAAGUGAUUGCUGAAAAGGUCCUUCUCAGAGGAGAGCAAAGCCUCGACAUACUUCAAGGCUUGCUGGUUUAUCUGGCAUGGUAUCACAUACAUUUUCCUCUGGGCUCACAGCUCGGGAACCUCGUUCACCUCAUCAUGGCGCAAUUGAGCGACUUGGGUCUCAACAGGAGCCCAGAUCCACGAUAUCACAAAGGGCUUUUUGGGACGGUCGGAUACUUUCGCCCGGAAUUCCCGGGUCCGAAACGUACUCUGGCCGAGAGGAGAGCGUACCUUGGAGGGUUCUAUAUCUCUACGUUAGUGUCCAUGACCACACGCGAGAUCGAACCUAUAAGGUUUUCAGCUUAUGCCGAAGAGUGCUGUCAAUUACUCGAGGAAGAAAGGAAGUAUGCCAGCGACGUCUUCCUGGUUCAUCUGGUCCGCAUCGCUCGCAUGUCCGGGAGGAUCACCCGUACCCUUUCCCCGGACGACUGGAGCACUUCUUCCACCAUCUCCGCGCCGCCGAUAGGGGCGUAUGUCACGGCCCUGCAAGCAGAGCUGCGGAGCAUCAAGUCGAGCUUGCCACCUUCGGGUACAAUUCUAGAAGAUAUUCUGUGGCUUCAUUACUUUUUGAUGGAGAUAUACCUCUACGGGGUCGCCGUUCACGACACCAACAGCAGCGCCAACUAUGGGGAUUUCCCCAUGACCCGACUCAAGAUGCUCUUCGCCUGUCUGGGCUCGACCAAGUCGUUUUUCGAGAAGUGGUACUCCAUCCCCAUCUCCGUCUAUUUCGACUGCAGCUACUUCCCGUGGAGCCUCAUGGGCCACGCGAGUGUCGUGCUGUCCAAGUUAUGCCUCUACGAUGGAGAAGGUUGGGAUGCGGCGUACGCGAGCGACACGAUCGAUUUCUGCACCACUAUGGACACCAUGAUGGCGAAGAUGAAAGAAGCCAACGCGGCAGCAGAACGAGCCAUGUUAUUCCCCAACCCUGGCGCGCCUUCCGAAUCGUCUUCGACGGUGCCUCCUGUCUUCGAAAACAUCAAUCCCAAGAUGCAGCGGUGGAAAGAGAUACACAAUUACAGGGCGUCCCAAACGAGACAGCAGCAACAGCGAAAACAACAGUCAAUGUCGGCGUUGUCGGCGGGCGGGGCUGAGGCCCCCAUUGCUUCAACCGCCGCUACCACCACGAACGACGAAUUCCUGUUCCCUGGCGAGACGAGCCUGAUGGACUUUUUCGACGAUAGCUUCUGGCCCCAGUUUCCAACAUGCUCGAUAAAUACGGAUUAAAUGGCGAUAAAAUAUUAGCCGGGAUCACAACAGCCGUCGGUUUUGCGGUACUCAAGGCCACAUUGCCGAGACUACUUAUCUGUUUCCUCCUCCCCCUUCCCGCGAAGAUCUGAUUCGAUGGGAACACUACUGCCUGUGCUCCCCCUCCUCCCACCCACUACGGCCUUGCCACCUUCGCUCUCAAUCUUGACGCCUUCUUCUCGGAGCGCCUGCUCCUGGGCCUCUGUGAGUUGAUCCAGGUCGAUGGUGAUCUGCGGGCCUCUGAACCACUUCCGUGCGUCAAUGGCAUAAUAAAGCAGUGCCCCGCCCCAGACUGCCGAGUUGAUGACACAGGUGUAAUUCAUAGACUCCGCGUCCGGGUUCGGUCCACCCACGGGGAACAUGGCCAGCAAAGUGCCAAAAAUCAAGAACAGGACCGCCAGCCAGGCGAUAGGCGUGGAUAGUUUACCCGUGUAUAUCGGCCCUGGGCUGAACUUCUUCUGGCCCCAGACGACGCGGCAGAAGAUGGGUGUACCCCAGGCCAGGUUAUUCCCGGCAACUGCAAGUGAGAAUAGUGCCGAUGCGGCUGCAGGGGCGAUCAGACACAACAAGCCGAGGACGGCGGCCAACACGGCACAUCCGACGGUCGUGCGGACGGGGAUAUAUCCGAACGUUUUCGAUAUGGGCCGGAAGAAGCUUGAAAAUGGCAAGGCGCCAUCUCGCGAGAAGGCCCAGGAUUGACGAGAAGCAGCAACGAGAAUCGAGAUGCCCAUCUGUAGGGUACAAAAGUCAGGACGCUUGAGAUCGAAGUCUGGCGCUCUCUACUUACCAGGAAUUGGACAAUCAUCAAAAGGGACAUGAAUCCCAGUGCACCGUUUUUGCCGAGGGCGUCAAAGUAUAUCUGUGCCAUGGGCUGGCCAAAGGGCGAACCAAGAAUGUGUUCGAGAUCCUGAGACAUGCAGGCAGCGAUUACGAUGCAGCAGAUCCAGCCAAAGAGCCAGCACGAGCCGAUCGAGAACAGAAUACCAAAUGGGACGGCUUUGACGGCGUUGGCAGCCUCUUCACUGUAUGGACGUUGGAAAUCUUUAUGUCUCUUUCCUCCCGCAAGACGUGGACUCACCUGAUAUGCACGGCUGAAUCGAAUCCACCAAUGGUCCAGAUCGGACUGAGCCAAGAGAGCAUGAACGCCCAGCCAGAUGGCCAAGUCGUGAGAUUCUCGACAUGGGUGAAGAUGUACGAAGCACUAUUUCGUGAGUCUUUGGCUCCAAUCGGCAAGGCGAUGAUGGUGGCGAAGAUGAGUACAAAGUUCAUCACCACAAAAACUGUCUGGAGCUUUCCCAUCACCCUGGCCAUGGUUGAUGCGAUUGCUCCGUGGCAGGCGACUGUCGCCAAAAACGUUCCGUAUAUUUGUCCGUUUGUCGGGGUCCAAUUACCGUCACGAGCAAUGACGAUGACUGAUAAGAACUGAAGAGCGAAACCAUCUGUGAAUUGAUCAGUUGCUUAUCACGCUCAAGGGGGCCGGAUAGAUAGAGUAUGCCUGGGUUUGGGCUAUGGUUUGGGCGCCAGAAAACAUACAAUCAAUUGAACAGAGACCGCCGACGAGUCCAAGAGUAUUGCUGUAUCCGACCAAGAAGCUCA